GCGUCUCUGAUAUCAUGAGUGGUGAGAUCGGGAACCUGAGUCCUAAACAGGCCGAAAAACUCGAAGAGUUCAAGGCGCAAGUAAAAGACAUUCUGAACAAACCCAGCCGUGAUGAUUACUAUUGUCUAAGAUGGUUAAGAGCAAGAAACUUUGAUGUUGGGAAAGCAGUGACUAUGAUUAGAAAUAGUAUGGAAACCAGGAAAAAGAUGGGCUUAGACACCCUCAUCACAGACUUCAAGGCACCUGAGGUGAUGGAGAAGCAUUAUCAAGGUGGGCUGGUAGGAGAAACUAAAAAUGGUAAUCCAAUCUGGAUCGAUCCUAUUGGAGGAAUUGAUCCCAAAGGUCUAUUGAGAUCUGCGAGAAACAAAGACAUAAUACUUACAAGACUACAGAACACUGAAAGGAUGUAUGAAGAGUUAUUGCCAGCAUUGAGCAAAAAGUAUGGAAAACGUAUUGAGGGCCUGUGCUACAUCAUGGACUUGGAAGGACUAGGAACAAAGCAUCUAUGGAAACCAGGCAUUGAUCUGUUCAAUCAGUUUUCAACAAUACUACAAGAUAACUACCCCGAAUCUUUGAAAGUUAUCUAUAUAGUACGAGCACCUAAGAUUUUUCCGGUAAUCUACGCACUGAUCAAGCCUAUUUUAGAUGAAAGAGUCCGCAAGAAGAUUCAAGUUCUUGGUCAAAAUUUCCAGUCUGCCUUACUCAAGGACAUUCCAGCAGAAAGUUUGCCUGUUCAUUGGGGAGGUACUAUGACCGAUCCUAAGACUGGUGAUCCCAAAUGCCCAAGUCUGGUUAACCCGGGAGGCACAAUCCCGCAAAAGUUCUAUAUUCAAGAAAUCCAAGUUCCAGAAGACAAAAACUUGGAAAGUCAAACAAUCAAAAAGAAGUUCGAUUUGACAUUCGAGGUAACGAAGAAAGAUAGUGCAAUCAGAUAUGUAUUCAAAACUGAAGGUGGUGACAUAGGAUUGGCUGUGUUUUUACAAAUUGGUUCGAAGGAAAUGAAACCUCUCAAAGAAUUGGAGAAACAUAACAGCCAUUUAGUCUACGAGGAUGGCAGUUUUGAUUGUCCCGAACCAGGAACAUAUAUCUUAAGGUUUGAUAACUCACACUCCUGGACCAAGAAUAAAACUCUUCACUACUUCGCUGAAGUCAUCGAGCCAGAUGCACUUCUUGACGAGAUGAGUACUGACUUAUCAAUUGUCGAUUGGUUUUAUUAUGAAUUCUACAAUUCGAGCAUGGAAAACAGGAAGAAAUUGGGCUUAGAUUCGAUUGUUACGGAUUACAAAGCGCCUGAGGUAAUUGAAAAGUACUACCAAGGUGGAAUGGUUGGAGAGGACAAACAGGGCAAUCCAGUAUGGAUAGAUCCGAUGGGAAACAUUGACCCCAAAGGCCUGUUAAGGUCAGCCAAAAAGAAGGACAUAGUAUUGUCUCGAAUACAACAUAUUGAACAGUUGUAUCAGGACGUAUUCCCAGGGUUAAGCAAAAAGUAUGGAAAACACAUACAGGGUAUGACAUAUAUCAUGGACCUGGAAGGUUUAGGUACGAAGCAUCUAUGGAAGCCAGGUCUAGAUACUUUUAUUGAGUUUUUAAAAGUUCUGCAAGACAACUAUCCAGAGACUUUGAAAAUCAUCUACAUCGUGAGAGCUCCAAGGAUCUUCCCAGUUAUAUAUGCGUUAAUCAAGCCUUUCUUGGAUGAACAUGUGCGCAAGAAGAUUCAAGUUCUCAGUCAGAACUUCCAGUCAACUCUACUGAAAGACAUUCCUGCAGAAAGUUUGCCAGUUCACUGGGGAGGUACAAUGACUGAUCCCAAGACUGGUGACCCCAAGUGUCCCCAUCUGAUAACCCUCGGUGGCCCGGUUCCAGAGAAGUACUACAAUCAAGAACCAGUUGUUCCAGAAGACAAGAACUUGAAUGUAGAAGUAGUAAAGAAGAAAUUCGAUUUGACAUUUGAAGUGACGAAGAAAGACAGUGCAAUAAGAUAUGUAUUCAAAACUGAGGGAGGUGAUAUAGGCCUGACUGUGUUCUUACAGACUGGUGAUAAGGAAAUGAAACAGGUUCAGGAAAUGGAGAAACAUAGCAGUCAUCUGGUUUACGAAGAUGGAAGCUUUGAUUGCCCCGAAGCUGGAACAUACGUCUUAAGGUUCGACAACUCUCACUCCUGGACCAAGAAUAAAACUCUUCACUACUUUGCUGAAGUCAUUGAACCAGAUGCACUACUUGAUGAGAUGAGCACUGAUUUGUGA
This is a messenger RNA of Saccoglossus kowalevskii, 2243 nucleotides long. Its product is annotated as SEC14-like protein 2. Gene Ontology annotation, cellular component: cytoplasm. Lineage: Eukaryota; Metazoa; Hemichordata; Enteropneusta; Harrimaniidae. The record is from RefSeq and is a predicted model, not a curated record.